This is a messenger RNA of Vespula pensylvanica (western yellowjacket), 1027 nucleotides long. RefSeq names its product N-acetyltransferase family 8 member 3-like. The coding region runs from base 215 to 1027 and encodes 270 amino acids. The record is from RefSeq and is a predicted model, not a curated record. Gene Ontology annotation, molecular function: N-acetyltransferase activity. The transcript has 2 exons. Lineage: Eukaryota; Metazoa; Arthropoda; Insecta; Hymenoptera; Vespidae.
GACCUCGGUAUAUAUAUAUAUAUAUAUAUAUAUAUAUAUAUAUAUAUAUAUAUAUAUAUAUAUAUAUAUUACGCUAAUUAGAAAUUUCGAUAGUUACUUAUGAUUUUAUAUAUUAUAGACGUAGGAUUUAAGUUUUUAAAAAGUUAAGAAAUUUUAUCAUAAAUAUAGAUGUGUGUUUUUGAUUGAUUCGAAAUAUUUUAUAUAAUUUCUCAAUAUGACUAAUUUUAUAGUUCUUCGUCCUUAUAAACGAGGAGACGAAUCAUUUUGCAAAACAUUACUUAAAAAUGGCAUAAUGGAAAAUAUAAACAGAACAUUCUUUAGAAUUAUAAUUAAAGAUGUUACUUUAAAUGUAGCAAUUUCUGUAGUUUCAAUUCUGUUUCUGUUAUUAGGAUUUCCUAUUCUUUCCUGUAUUAUAAGUUUACUUACGAAAGGAUUUCUAAUAUACAUUGUAACAUAUAUAAACUUUUGGGUUACUGCUAAAAAGAUUGAAAAAGAAGUAUCUGAGAUUCCACGGAUUUACACGUCAGAUAAUUCUUCCUAUUUUUGGAUAGCAGAAGCAUAUGAAGAUUAUUUAAUAAAUCGUCGUCAACGAGAUCAGAAAUAUAUAUUCAUGACAGAGGAAAAAUUUAAGGAAUCUAAUAUUAAUGUAUUUAGACAUGUUAAAAAAAUUGUAGGUACUAUUGCAUUGUGUAAAAGCACUAGGUUACAAAAUUCUGGUUGGAUAAAAAGAUUAACUGUUCACAAAAACUAUAGAAGGAAAGGCAUAGGAACUAAUCUUGUCAAUCUAGCUCUGGAAUUUGGCAGUCAACAAGGAUAUAGACGUAUUAAUGUGAUGAUUUCAGAUCAUAGAAAGGUUGCUAGAGAACUAUUUAAUAAAAAAGAUUUUGAAAUCUAUUUGUAUCAUAAAAGAUCUCUUUAUGGAACAUCAGUAAUACUAAUAUUUGUUGAAUUAACAUAUCGAUUAAAAUAUAAUGAUAAUGAUGCUGAGUUGCUUGCUACAGAUCCAUUUUAUACACAGGCUCAUUGA